This is a messenger RNA of Liolophura sinensis, 2402 nucleotides long. RefSeq names its product max-like protein X. The record is from RefSeq and is a predicted model, not a curated record. Gene Ontology annotation, biological process: regulation of transcription by RNA polymerase II. NCBI's taxonomy places the organism in Eukaryota, Metazoa, Mollusca, Polyplacophora, Chitonida, Chitonidae. Gene Ontology annotation, cellular component: nucleus. The transcript has 8 exons. Bases 74 to 682 code for a protein of 202 amino acids. Gene Ontology annotation, molecular function: RNA polymerase II cis-regulatory region sequence-specific DNA binding; protein dimerization activity; DNA-binding transcription factor activity, RNA polymerase II-specific.
GUGGAAAGUUGGAUGGCGAAAACAUCAGUGAAGUGAGGCAUCUAAGGGAUAUUACCCAUCAUUCUCUGGCACAAUGGCUGCAGAAGGGUUUGGUGAAUCCAGUUUUGACCAAACAAGUGGUGAUGAUGAGGACAGUGAUAACAGCAGGACUCCGAUCAGCUAUAAGGACAGGAGGAGGGAGGCACAUACACAGGCAGAGCAGAAACGACGUGACGCCAUCAAGAAAGGCUAUGAUGAACUACAGAACAUUGUGCCAACGUGUCAGCAGGCAGAGACACUGGGCUCUCAGAAGAUGAGCAAAGCAACAGUGCUGCAGAGAUCCAUUGACUACAUCCAGUUUUUGGUUCAGCAGAAGAAAAAGCAGGAGGAGGAGUUGGACUCCCUGAGGAAAGAAGUAAUGGCACUGAAAAUCAUGAAAGCAAACUAUGAGCACAUAGUAAAAGCUCACCAGAACACUCCAGUGCAUGGACAGAACCUGGUAUCUGAUGAGACAAAGUUCCAAGUGUUUCAACAGAUAAUGGACACCUUAUUCCAGUCGUUCAAUGCGUCCAUCUCAGUGGCUAACUUUGCUGAGCUGUCAGCCUGUGUGUUCAGCUGGCUGGAGGAAUACUGCAAGCCCCAGUCUCUGCGUGAAGUAGUGCUUGGUAUUCUGAGACAACUUAACACUCAGCUAAAUCCGUGAAGGGGUGGAUGAAGUAACAACUGCCAUGAUCACUUAGAUCAAGGGCACAAGUGUUUACCACUCGGAUCAGUGGGUGCAACUCUUCACCACACUAGCCCUAGCUGCUGUUCAACAGAUUUCACUGGUCUCACAGCCAUGUGCCUUCACCAUUGUUUACAGCUGACAAUUUAAUAAGACAUUUUUAACAUGCUGGAUUUAUUAUCUUUGAUAUGAUGUUUUUCUGAUGGGCUGGUUCAGGAUUGUUAUUAUUUGCAGCACGUGUAAUAUGAGGUAAAGAAAGAUUGAAAUGUUUCUUUGUAUAAAUUCAGCGAGUGUUUAAAAAUGUGUUUUUAUGUUAAUCAUGUCUAAUAUCAUCAUACGCACAUAUUGAAUCAAUUUGUAAAUAAAGAAUCUCUCUCCAUGCUCAGUGAUGUGAUGCAGGAAUGUUUAACUGCGACAUUGAUAUCAUAUAACAUGUACAUGUAGCUAUAUUCUGAUCAGGGUUGCACCCAGGAAUUUGAGACAAUCUGUUUCUUUAAAACAAUAAGCUGCUAGGUCCAAGGAAUAUUUAGUGCUCACAUUUCUCAUGUGAUUUUUAAAAAAAAAAAAAAUACAUUUGAUUUUGUAUCUCUGUCCUUUCCAUGAAAGCUAUGUCCACAGAUCUAACAGUGUUCAGUGAAGUGAACUUCCCAGGUUUUGAUGGUCUUCAAUAUUGAAAGAUAAUGACAAAGGCAAAGGUAAUACAUGUGCACAUAAACCGCAGGACAGUGGUUAAGACUUUAUUGCAAAUUACCUGUAUACAUCAUGCACAUGUGUGUUCACAUUUUAAUGUUACAUAUCACUCUACUGACUUAAACAAUAUACGUCUGUAUGUAUUUAGCUUAAUAAAGAUUUGAAUCAAGAUUGAAGUUCAGUCUUUGUUCUCUGGAUUUUAAGUUAGUGCUAUCAAUCACACACAUGCAUUAGUUUACCUACUAAUAAUUUACCCGUAUGAGGAAAAGAAUUUGACCCAAAUAUACAAAUAUAUAUUUCAUUUGAAUAUUUUAUACCAUACAUACAGGUGCAUAACUUUUACCCAGACAACUUAAAGGAUGUUGCUUACAUCCAUACUUCACAAUAUAAGAAAUACACCUGCACACAAGAAACCAAAACUAUCCUAAAUCAGUAACAGAUGGUAUAUUAAUAAUGGUAUUUAUUACUUGUAUAAUUGUGAAAUGUCAAGAUUUCUUUCGCUGAUAAAAGUAAUAUUUCACUCGGUCGAUAUUUCACACCCAGUAUGCCAUGACAAUCAAAAGCUAUACAUUUUGUUUCAUGACAAUCCAUCCCACUGAGCUCGGGCUAAUGCUAUGGUACAAGUGUAGUCCACAUUAUCAUUUGUAUGUCACAAAUCGACACACAGCGUCUAAUAUGAUGUCAGUGAAUACAUGUCAGUGAAGGUCUAUAUAAAACAUUCAAUACAAAAAAUGUUUCAGACACAGUCAUUUUAUCAAAAUAUAAAUAUAAAAUAUUUCCACUCUCACACAAGAGAAAUUUACUUCUGUGCGAUAUUCCCUAUGUCCAUUCCGACAAUUAUUGUAGACUGGCUGACAAACAUCUGUCUACUCAUAAUAUUGCGGAUGACUCGUGCACAUACAUUAACCAAUGGUUUCACCCCAAAAAUGGGUCAGUGUAAAUGGAAGCAUGGUACAGUGCAGUUUCUUUGUUUGAUCUACAGGCUAGAGAACUGUUAACCAGCACUCCA